Molecule: messenger RNA, 2041 nt
Organism: Pseudophryne corroboree (corroboree frog)
Lineage: Eukaryota; Metazoa; Chordata; Amphibia; Anura; Myobatrachidae
Gene: KLHL41
Product: kelch like family member 41
Exons: 6
Coding region: 92-1894 (600 amino acids)
Molecular function (GO): protein binding
Source: RefSeq, a predicted model, not a curated record
CAGAUCAGCCCUUUUGCUGCUCGACUUGGUAGCUAACAACAGCUACGGCCUUUCUCCUUUCUCCCUCAUCUCUGCUCUUCUAGGGGAAAAAAUGGAUCCCACACGGGAAUUAAAAGAAGAACUCCAACUAUACCAGUCUACCCUUCUUCAGGAUGGUCUGAAAGAACUUCUCGAUGAAAAUAAGUUUGUUGAUUGCUUCCUGAAAGCUGGAGAGAAAAGUCUACCUUGUCACAGGCUCAUUCUUGCUGCUUGUAGUCCUUACUUCAGGGAGUUCUUCUUAUCUGAUGAAAGUGAGGAGAAGAAAAAAAAUAUGGAGUUAGACAAUGUAGAGCCAGGUGUAAUGGAAUCCAUUCUUAAAUACCUAUAUUCUGCCGACAUUGAUCUUGAUGAUGGGAAUGUCCAGGAUAUUUUUGCAUUGGCCAGUCGUUUCCAGAUCCCAUCUGUAUUCACUGUUUGUGUCACUUAUCUUCAGAGACGACUCUCAACUGCGAAUUGCCUGGCUAUCUUCAGGUUGGGUCUUCUCCUGGACUGUCCACGGCUUGCUGUCACCGCACGUGAUUACGUAUGUGAUCGAUUUAGCCAAAUAUGUAAUGAAGAUGAUUUUCAGCAGCUAGCCCCUCAUGAGCUGAUUGCUGUCAUUUCCAGUGAUAGCUUAAAUGUAGAAAAUGAAGAAAUUGUGUUUGAGGCUGUGAUGAAGUGGGUUAGGACAGACAAGGAGAACAAAGUCAAAAAUCUGGUGGAGGUCUUUGACUGCAUUCGUUUUCGCUUAAUGACUGAAAAAUAUUUCAAGGAUCAUGUAGAAAAAGAUGAUCUGAUUAAAGGUAAUCCUGAAAUACAGAAAAAGAUUAAGGUGAUUAAAGAUGCCUUUGCAGGCAAACUGCCUGAGCCAGCCACGGAUAAGGCAGUAGAUGGCGAUGUUGGAGAUGAAGACUUACUUCCUGGAUAUCUGAAUGACAUUCCUAGGCAUGGCAUGUUUGUCAAAGACCUGGUCCUCCUGGUCAGUGACACUGCUACCGUAGCUUAUGAUCCUUUAGAAAAUGAAUGCUUUUUGGUCGCACUGUCUGAGCAGAUUCCAAGAAAUCAUUCCAGCAUAGUCACUAUAUCAAAACAAGUCUAUGUCAUUGGAGGUUUGUAUGUGGAUGAGGAAAAUAAGGAUCAGCCAUUACAGUCCUACUUCUUCCAGCUGGACAGCAUUGGUGGGGAAUGGAUUGGGCUGCCACCUCUACCAUCGGCCAGGUGUCUUUUUGGCCUGGGUGAGGCAGAUAAUUGUAUCUAUGCCAUCGCUGGCAAAGACCUGCAGUCUGAAGAGUCACUGGAUACCGUGUUCUGUUAUGAUGUUAAAGCAAUGACUUGGAAAGAGGCAAAGAAACUCCCACUCAAGGUUUACGGACAUUCUGUAGUGUCACAUAAUGGACUGGUCUAUUGUAUUGGAGGCAAAACAGAUGACAAGAAAUGUACUGGCAGAAUGUUUGUAUUCAAUCCCAAGAAAGGAGACUGGAAAGACCUUCCUCCGAUGAGGACAGCCCGCUCCAUGUUUGGUGUUGCUGUUCAUAAGGAGAAGAUCUUUAUUGUCGGUGGUGUCACAGAUGAAGGUUUAACCGCAUCAGUGGAAGCUUAUGAUAUUACCAGCAACAAAUGGGAAACAAUCCAGGAAUUCCCCCAGGAAAGAAGCUCCAUCAACAUGGUCAGUUUAGCAGGGUCACUGUACGCUAUUGGAGGAUUCGCAAUGGUUCAGCUAGAAUCACAGGAGUUCGCACCUUCAGAGGUCACGGAUGUCUGGAAGUUUGAAGAUGACAAGAAGGAAUGGAGCGGAAUGCUGAAGGAAAUACGUUACGCCUCUGGAGCCACCUGCCUUGAAUCACGCCUUAAUCUUUUUAAGCUCACAAAGCUGUAAUAAUGCAACAUGGUUUUUCAUUUUACAACUGAUUAAAUAAUUGUUGUUUGCUACUGCUGUUCUAUUAAUAAACAAUAGGUUGUACAGAAAUUUAUAGUUAAAUGAAUAAAGGUUUUGAACUUUGACGUUUAAUCACAUCAAAACAAA